AUGACAUUGUGCAAAUAUUUCCAGCAAGGUUCCUGCAGGAAUGGGGAGGCUUGCACCUGGAGACAUGAACGGGACACCAACACCCUGAGGUAUGCCGAGCCCGUGGCUUCCUGCCUUCCGGCCAUCGGAGGACUCUGUAUCAAUCGGCAAGCCAGGUCAAAUACGAUAGUAUGCAAAUACUUUGUGCAGGGCAAGUGCACUAAGGGGAACGAGUGCGACUACCUUCAUCCUUCCACCAGACCCCCAUCGCAGCAAGCCCAGGAAGACGCGCUCUCACGGAAUGGAUCUGUCAGCCGACAGCAUACGAAUUCUUUCCAGGGACCACAGGAUUCUCGGGCAGGUAUUCCGUGCAGGUAUCUCUCACUCCCAGGAGGCUGUCAAAAAAGCCUUUGUCCAUUUCUGCACGCCGAGAAGAACUACGAAGCGGAGAGAGGCGACGCCCGCGAUGUCGAGGCAGACGAAGACGAUGAUCAAGAGCAUGAAGAUGAUUUUACGCGUAGCCUGGCGGGAGCUUCAAUUCAUUUCAAUGGCUCUGGCGAGGUGGACAAACUCACCCUCCCAGCAGACUAUUCUCGCGCGUGCGUUACAGGCAUUGCUGCCGGAACAACAAACGAACAAAUUGUCGACAUUCUUCGUGGCCUAGGCUUCGAAUUCGACGUCCAUUCCACCCAUAUCCUUCUUCACACGACUUUAUCAGAGACGAAAGCCACUGUGAAAGUCAAGGAUCCGCAUUUCGCCAAAGAACUAGCCACGAGGCUUAAAAAUCAGCAUUCAACACUCAGUGCAAUGCCCAUACCGAUUGACACCCGACAGGCAAGUUGCAGAAAAGUCUACAUCUCUUGGCACAAAGCCACGAAAAGUGUCUGGUUGAAUUUCGGCAACGGCAACAUAGCAUACAGAGUAGCAGAGAAAUUCAACAAGAGUGAAUAUAAGUGCCUAGGACAGUCAGUCAAAUCCAGCAUAGCGAAUCAAAGUAAAGGUCGGGGGCGUGGAGCUCUGGGUUACAACCCCGUAGCUUGGACUAUCACGCUGAGUGAUGUACCUGGUUGUGCAACCCAAGAAGAUGUCAAGGCAGCCAUCGCCUCCUCUCAUGAUACACCACGUCACAUUGAGAUGGGACCAGCCAGCUACUCAGUCUCCGACGCCGAGGUCAGUGUUGAAGUGCGCAAGCUUCUAGAAAAGCAUGGCCAACUCGAGAGUUUCCGUCUCGCACCUGCGUCUGGAGGGAAGCGGGUGAAAGUGUCGGCUUGGUUUGGUGAGGAAGCAGACGCAAGAUCGGCGUGCUCGCUGAACAACCAGUCACUGGAUAUCCUAGGAAAGGGGAAACUCACCGUGGCGCUAGUUCAAUCUGCCAAGGUCAAGGUUCGAACGACAAUUUACCUGGCCUGGAAGAAGAGGAUCGAUGAGGAAGCCAAGACCUGGAGACAAGAGCAUCUCACCUUCCAUGUUUAUCCAAAUGGCUCGCACAGCACAUUGAAAGUUGAGGGAAGCAGCACGAAAGAUGUGGUUCGCGCUCUCAAAAUACUGAAUGAAAUUUCGGAGGGCGUUGUCCUUACCGACGGCGGAACCUCAGUCUGGAGCUCUAUUCUCGGCAGCAAUGGAGUGGCGUACGGGAGACUCAAGGUGAUCGAGAAGGAACUCCAGGUGGUCAUCGACAGGUCCAGAUCGAAGCGUCAGCUCCGCUUUUAUGGGCCUCCAGAGAAAUACCAACAAGCCCUUCAUCUGAUCUCCACCAUGCUUGAGGAAGAGUGCAGACCAACCUACGAAAUCAAGCUUGACCCUGAUCAUUUUGCUUGGAUGAUGAAAGGCGGGUCCAAGAGCAUCGAACGGGCUUUGGGAACUGACGUCGCCGUUCUUGAUGUGGUCUCGAAGAAAAUGGCCAUUCGCGGCACACAGCAGCAAUAUGAUGCCGCACUGGCAGUCAUGGAGGGCAGGACUGAAAAUGAGAUCCGGAAGAUCUUGGACGGUCCCUUUGUACUUGAAGGGGAUUGCCCGAUUUGCUUUUGCGAAGCCGACGCUCAUAUACAGGCCUCGUGCAAGCACACAUACUGCCUGGAAUGCUUCGAAGGAGCUUGCCAGGCCGCUGCAUCGACGAGCAAAGGCGAAUUUCAAGUCAAGUGCCAAGGUGCUGAUGGGACUUGCCCGACCAUACUUUCGCUAAAGGAACUCAAAACCCAUCUUUCGUCGUCCGUCUUCGAAACCGUCCUCAAGUCGUCCUUCGAAGAAUACAUCCGACGUCGCCCCGAGACCUUUCGCUGCUGCCCGACGCCGGAUUGUGGCUACAUCUAUCGUUGUACUAUAGCCUCUGACGGGAAAUCUCCACCUUACACCUGUCGAAACUGUUUUGAACCGAUCUGCACCUCUUGUCAUGAACGACAUGGCGACUACUCUUGCGCCGAGUACAAAGACAUUAAAUCCGGCGGCUACGAGGCACUCAGGAGGCUCAAAAGCGAGCUUAACAUCAAGGACUGCCCGAAAUGUACGACACCGAUGGAGAAGACCGAAGGGUGCAAUCAUAUGACUUGCGUGGCUUGCAAGGCGGAUAUCUGCUGGGUGUGCAUGUCAGUGUUCGAGGAGAGAGAGCCUUGCUACGCCCAUAUGAGGGAGGUUCACGGCGGCAUUGGCCUUGACCAUCUCAGGCGAUUUGUAGACUAG
Messenger RNA from Exophiala xenobiotica, 2655 nucleotides. RefSeq lists its product as uncharacterized. The transcript has 2 exons. Gene Ontology annotation, biological process: protein linear polyubiquitination; proteasome-mediated ubiquitin-dependent protein catabolic process. Gene Ontology annotation, molecular function: zinc ion binding; ubiquitin binding; ubiquitin-protein transferase activity. Bases 1 to 2655 code for a protein of 884 amino acids. The record is from RefSeq and is a predicted model, not a curated record. Lineage: Eukaryota; Fungi; Ascomycota; Eurotiomycetes; Chaetothyriales; Herpotrichiellaceae. Gene Ontology annotation, cellular component: ubiquitin ligase complex.